Messenger RNA from Cryptococcus amylolentus CBS 6039, 480 nucleotides. RefSeq lists its product as hypothetical. NCBI's taxonomy places the organism in Eukaryota, Fungi, Basidiomycota, Tremellomycetes, Tremellales, Cryptococcaceae. The transcript has 4 exons. The record is from RefSeq and is a predicted model, not a curated record. The coding region runs from base 1 to 480 and encodes 159 amino acids.
AUGUUUCUUCUCAUUCGCAAGUUUCUCUUUGAUCUCGGCCUCCAACUGCUCGCCGCUCUUGCCCUUCGACAAAAGCUCCGCAAUGUUCUUGCACUUUUCCUCUUCGGCCUCGUCCUUGCGGACUCGACGGCGGAUGACGUUGGUGCGGCGGUAGACAGGCUGGUAGCGGUAGCCGGGGUAUUUCUUCAAGUGCUCUUCUUUCUCAAUUCGGGCGAGCUCGUUGAAGUGGGCCUUUUGCUCAGGAGGUGCCUAUCCGAAGAAGUGGGAAUCAACUUGGCGUCCACGACAUGCUUCCGGAACAGGAUGAAAGCAUUCCGAGGUCGGGGAAUGUGGUCGGCAUUUUGCUAUAUCCAUGGCUGGUCUUCUUCUUGCCGUCUUUACCAUUCGCCUUUGCGGGCGGCGAUCCCGAAGAACUGCUGGCCUCGGAAGCUGGAGCACGAGGCGCAGGAGCAGGAGCCCGACGAGCAGUCCGAGGAAUAG